UUUGUCACCUGUCGGGCCUCGGGCAAGUCCUUCAACCAUGGGAGUCUCACUUCCUCUGCUGUAAGAUGGGGAUCCUAAUAGCCAGGAGGCCGGGGUACGGUUGACACAGGGCCAGCACACAUGUCUGAGGACUCUGCCCCCGGAAGUGGUGGCUGGAGCACACCAUGGAGCUGGCCCUUACUGCCAUCCUGCUCUCCCUCCUCCCCAUGGCCCUCCAGGAGAGCACCCCCGCUCUCCCAGCCAACUUCUCCCCGCCCAAUGCCUUUGCCAUAAGCCUGGAUUCAGUGUGUGGACGCCCACGUGUGUCAGGCCGUAUCAUGUCGGGGCAGAAUGCCAAGCUGGGCCAGUGGCCGUGGCAGGUCAGCCUGAGGGAAUAUGGACAGCACGUGUGUGGGGGUUCCCUGAUCGCUGAGGACUGGGUGCUGACUGCAGCCCACUGCUUCGACCAGAAGCAGCCCCUAUCUGCCUACGUCGUGCUGCUGGGCUCCCUCUCCUCCUACCCCCAGGCUGGGGAGCCCCAGGAGCUCCAAGCCGUGGCCCAGUUCAUCACCCACCCAGAGUACUCAGAGGAGAGCAACAGAGGGGACAUUGCCCUGGUGCAGCUGGCCUCCCCUGUCACCUUCAGUGACCUCAUCCUUCCAGUCUGCCUCCCCAAACCUGGAGACCCCCUGGGUCAAGGCACCUGGUGCUGGGUCACCGGCUGGGGGAAUGUCGACUUGAAUCAACCACUGCCCCCGCCCUUCACCCUGAAGGAGCUGCAGCUGCCCCUCAUUGACGCCCAGACCUGUGACGCCUACUACCACGAGAACUCCAACGUGCCCAUCGAGCUGCCCAUCAUCCUCGAGGAUAUGCUCUGUGCUGGCUUCGAGAGUGGCCAGAAAGAUGCCUGCGGGGGUGACUCCGGGGGCCCGCUGGUUUGCAACCUUGAUGGAGUCUGGACCCAGGCAGGCAUUGUGAGCUGGGGGUCUGCCUGUGGCCUCCCCAAAAAGCCGGGAGUCUACAUCAACGUCAGCAUGUACACCACGUGGAUUGCCAGCACCAUGCAGAGCUCCGACCUAGACAUGGAAAACUCCUCUCCACACCUUGCUGGGCUCUUUGUCCCCACCAUGCUGUUGGUUCUGGGGCUGCUGGGCGACACGCUUGCGUCCCUGGGGCUUGCCUAACCAGGCAGACAGCCCUGCGGACUUGGCUUCUGCAGUGUAAACUGAGGCCUUUUCUCUGCUGUCUGUCAGCGUCUGGCAGGAGACCCCUGCCCAACCCCACCCCCCACCCCGAUGGCUGCCUUCCACCACUCUCCCCAGCCUCCACCCUCUGGGACCUUCUCUGGCCCCUCCCCUCCCCCAUCUCCCCCACUUCAGACCCCACGGCCUUUGGCCCAGCCCCACCUUUCUCGUGUCCCCCAUAGGCCUUAAGCUGCCCUCACCUUCCCUGCCAGCCUGGGAACCCCUGGGGACAGAGCCUGGUUCUCCUGCUCCUCACCCAUCAUCCAAGUCUGAGUCCCAGGGUGCACGCAUGUUCGGGGAUUCCUCUGGGGGCUUGGGGGACUCUUGGAACUGGGGUUUCCAGGCCCCCGUGCUGGGCUGGUGCCUUUGCAGUCCUGUUUUAUCUGAGAGGCAAUAAACACAAGCUGGCUG
Molecule: messenger RNA, 1634 nt
Organism: Zalophus californianus (California sea lion)
Lineage: Eukaryota; Metazoa; Chordata; Mammalia; Carnivora; Otariidae
Product: serine protease 33-like
Exons: 6
Coding region: 165-1163 (332 amino acids)
Biological process (GO): proteolysis
Molecular function (GO): serine-type endopeptidase activity
Source: RefSeq, a predicted model, not a curated record